Messenger RNA from Cryptococcus wingfieldii CBS 7118, 3318 nucleotides. RefSeq names its product transcription activator snf2l1. Gene Ontology annotation, molecular function: ATP hydrolysis activity; histone binding; ATP-dependent chromatin remodeler activity. The transcript is spliced from 15 exons. Gene Ontology annotation, cellular component: nucleus; chromatin. Lineage: Eukaryota; Fungi; Basidiomycota; Tremellomycetes; Tremellales; Cryptococcaceae. The coding region runs from base 1 to 3318 and encodes 1105 amino acids. The record is from RefSeq and is a predicted model, not a curated record. Gene Ontology annotation, biological process: nucleosome organization; regulation of transcription by RNA polymerase II.
AUGUGGCUAACGCGUACCCAGAACCCACUGCUAGCGGCAUCCAGCGCGGCUCAGAACAAGGAGCAGGAGGAGGAUCAAUUGUCGGAUUAUGUCCCCAACUCUCGCGAUUUGAGCGUGUCAAGAGCUCCUUCAGUCAUCACUUCUGAAGAACCUCGCCACCUCAACACUGCCCCCCAGUCGCCAGAGAAGGAUGGAGAAGAGGAACAGGAGGAGGACGAUGAGCUUGGAGACGACGACUUGGAUGAGGAUGAGUUGGCGGACGGGAAGAAGGUUACGCCUUCGGUGGCUAAGCGCGCCGCCCAGGCAAAUGCGAAAAAGGCGCAGAUUGCGGAGAGGAAAGCUCAGCACGCCGAAAUCAGCAAGAAACGCGAUGCCAUCGAGCAAGCUCAGUUUGCCGAUUCGAUGAAGAGGUUCAACUAUCUCCUGGGUCAGACCGAAUUGUUCCAACAUUUCAUCGACUUGAAGAAGUCGCGUGAACCAGAGUUUGCAAGGAUGUUGGAUGAGCAGCUUGCCAAGACUAGCGGAAAGGGCAAGAAGAAGGCCAACGACGCUCGUCACCGAAAGUCUGAGAAGGAAGAGGAUGAGGAACUCUUGAAGAAUGGUGACGAUGAGGAACAGCCUUUCGUUUUUGAGGAGAGCCCUGCAUACGUCAAAGGUGGCAAGAUGAGGGACUACCAGGUGCAAGGUCUCAAUUGGAUGGUCUCCCUCCACCACAACGGUAUCAACGGUAUUCUCGCCGACGAAAUGGGUCUCGGUAAAACUUUACAAACUGUGUCUUUCAUCGGCUACCUCAAAUUCCACUGCGCUACUGCUGGCCCCCACCUUAUCAUCGUCCCCAAAUCUACCCUCGAUAACUGGGCGAGGGAAGUCGCCAAAUGGGUACCCGGCUUCAACACUCUUGUUCUCCAAGGCUCCAAAGAGGACCGAGCGGAUCUGAUCGCUGAAAGGGUUUUGACCCAGGAUUUCGACGUCCUCAUCACCUCUUACGAGAUGUGUCUUCGUGAAAAGUCUACCUUGAAGCGAUUCAGCUGGGAGUACAUCAUCAUCGAUGAGGCUCACCGAAUCAAGAAUGUCGACUCGCUUCUGUCCCAGAUCAUCAGAACUUUCGUCUCCCGAGGCAGGCUGUUGAUUACCGGUACUCCUCUGCAAAACAAUCUGCAAGAGCUGUGGGCCUUGCUCAACUUUAUCUUGCCCGACGUCUUUUCUUCCAGUGAAGACUUUGAUGCCUGGUUCAAGACCAAGGACGAGUCGGACCCCGAUGCCGUGGUGAAGCAGCUUCACAAGGUCUUGCGUCCCUUCUUGCUUCGUCGAGUCAAGGCCGAUGUCGAGCACUCACUCUUGCCCAAGAAGGAGAUCAACCUCUACGUCGGUAUGACUGAGAUGCAAAGGAAGUGGUACAAGUCCCUGUUGGAGAAGGAUAUCGAUGCCGUCAAUGGUAUGACUGGUAAGAAGGAGGGCAAGACAAGGUUACUCAACAUUGUCAUGCAACUCCGAAAGUGCUGCAACCACCCCUACCUCUUUGACGGUGCCGAGCCCGGACCCCCUUUCACCACCGAUCAGCACCUUAUCGACAACGCCGGUAAAAUGGUCAUCCUUGACAAGCUUCUUACCUCUAUGAAGGCCAAAGGCUCUCGAGUCCUCAUCUUUUCCCAGAUGAGCCGAAUGUUGGAUAUUCUCGAAGACUACUGUCAAUUCAAGAACCAUCAGUAUUGCCGAAUUGAUGGUGGUACUGCUCACGAGGACCGUAUCGCUGCUAUUGAUGAAUACAACGCCCCGGACAGCGAGAAGUUUGUUUUCCUUUUGACCACCCGUGCUGGUGGUUUGGGUAUCAAUCUUGUCACUGCAGACAUCGUCGUACUGUUCGACUCUGACUGGAACCCGCAAGCGGAUCUCCAAGCUAUGGACCGAGCUCAUCGUAUUGGUCAGACCAAACAAGUCUACGUGUUUAGAUUCGUCACGCAGGAUGCGGUCGAGGAGAGAAUCUUGGACAGGGCCACUCAAAAGUUGAAGCUGGAUCAGUUGGUUAUUCAGGAAGGUCGAGCUCAGCAAGUCGCAAAGGCGGGACAAGGAAAAGACGACUUGCUCGAUAUGAUCCAGCACGGUGCCGAAAAGAUCAUCAACAAUGACCAAAGUAUGUUGAUCGACGACGACAUCGACGAGAUCAUUAAGCGAGGAGAGGGCAAGACCAAAGAGAUUAACAGCAAAUACGCUGGUCUCGACCUCGAUGCUUUGAACAACUUCAAGUCUGAAAGUCUUGUCAGUACCUGGGAGGGCGAGGACUACAGCAACAAGCAACAGAAGAGACCCUUGCUUUGGAUUGAGCCCUCCAAACGUGAACGAAAGACCAACUAUUCUGUCGAUCAAUACUACAGAGACUCUCUGAAGACUGGUGGCCCCAAAGCCGACAAACCCAAGGUUGCCCGUGCUCCCAAGCAGGUCAUUGUGAACGACUUCCAGUUCUACCCCCCUCGACUCAUCGAGUUGCAAGACAAGGAGACAGACCAUCACAAGAAGACCAUCAACUACCAAGCGCCACUGAGAGAGCCUGAAGAGGGCGAGACCAAAGCGGAUGUCGAGGCUGAGCAAAAGGAAGAGCAGGUCAGAAUCGAGAACGCCGUGCCUCUGACUGAGGAAGAAAUUGCUGAGAAGGACAACCUGAUCGGUGAAGGCUUCCACGACUGGCAACGAAGACACUUCCAAUCUUUCAUCCGAGCUCUUGAGAAGUACGGCCGUGAUGAGCUUGACAAGGUGGUCACGGAUGUUGCGGACAGGACCGAGGAGGAGGUCAGAGAAUACGCUGCCGUCUUCUUUGAGAGGUACAAGGAGCUCAAAGACUGGGAGAGGAUCAUGGACCGUGUUCGGGCUGGUGAAGAGAAGAUCAAGGAGCAGCAAGAUCGAAUCGACGUCCUGCACCGCAAGAUCAAAGCCAACCGCUUCCCCUUGCAGGAACUCAAGAUUGUCUACGGUCAGAACAAGGGCAAAGCCUACAGUGACGAGGAGGACAGGUUCUUGUUGGUCAGGAUGCACCAUCACGGCAUUGACCGAGAUGACUGCUACGAAUUGAUCAAGCGGGAUAUUGGGGAAUGGCCACUCUUCCGAUUUGACUGGUUCUUCAAGAGUCGAACUCCUGAUGAGCUGAGAAGACGUGCUCAAACCUUGCUGCUGUGUAUCAUGAAGGAAGACGACAAGGUCGAGGAUGAGAAGAAGCCUACCAAGGGCAAGAAACGACCCAUCGACGACCUGAAAUCCGGGGCUGGUUCUAGGGAUACUACGCCAAGUGUGGCUGGGGGCAAGAGCCACAAGAAGAAGAAGGUGUAA